AUGCACAAAAUAAAAAAUCGGUAGAUCAUGCACAGAUGUGGGUAGAAGAAAAAAAAACGAGAAAUAAUGAUGGGGGGAUACCGUUAAAGAAAAUUCCUUUUGUAAUUGUUGUAAUUGUCAGUCCAUAGUCGGAAUGCCAAACUUUUUUAGUUAUUAACGAGCUUAUCUAGAUACAAUCCAUUAAUGGCCUAUUAUGCCAAAAUCAAGGUACUAAGUAAAAAUAAAAUGCAUUUUUUAAAACUCGUUGUUAGCACGAAUAUUGUAACAGAUACAUAUAUAAUAAAGUUAGAUUAUAAAUUAUCUUGUUUAUUUCAGUUUCAUGCACACUAUUCACAUCAGAUAUACGUAGAAUUAUGUACAUCAACGGAAUAUUAGAGAAAAUGAAACAAUAAACAUGUUCAGAGAAAGCAAUGUGCAAAAAAAGGAUUGAAUCUCUCUCAUUGUGGAAAAGGGUCCAGUAUAAUUUUAACAAGUUAGAAACUCCACAAUUAUUUUUUUAGAUGAAUAAUCAGCUUUUUUUCAAUUAAUCCUCUACAUAGAAAUAUCCUAUGUAAUGGUUUAAUAUUGAAAAAACACAUUUUGUUUUGUUUUCAACUAGUUAAACUGGACAAAGUUAUUUACUCAUCCCAGUUUAUCUGAGAUAAUAUGAGAUUGAGUGCUUAUGGUUACAACAGAGUCCUAAUAUAUAUAGUAUGUCGAAAAUAUGAAUUAGAAGGCGAGAACUAGUUAUUAGAUUGAGUGUAUUUGUUUUUUCGUGCACGAUAUUUCUUCUUGCAUGAGAAUGUAGUAAUUAAAUAAUGAUAACAUGUUAGUAGAGUCUGCCGGCGUGACAUUUUUGACACCCUGUUGAUUGAUAUGUGUUUUGUACAAGUGAUAUUUUUUUAUUGCUUGUCCUCUGAUUCUAUAGGAUAGGAAAAUUAUACUUACUGUUUCUUUAAAAAUAUGAAAUUAUGUAUUAAUAUUCAUCUGUUUAUUGAAAUAUUUGAUAUAUAUUGUUUCUAAACAAAAAUUGAUCUAAUUUCUUCGUAGGGUUCAACAGUUGAAUCCGCCAUUCGAAAAAGCAAUGAUCCUGAAAUAAAAUGGUCAGCACAAGGCAUGAUGCGUUUAACACCUGAAGCAAUGAAGCGUUUAUUUCAACCAACUGUUGAUAAAAUUAAAAGUUCUGUUGGAGAAGUAUUGAAUAGUCCAAAUGUACGAGGUAUACAGUAUCUUUUUCUUGUGGGCGGCUUUGCAGAGUCACCAAUUUUACAACAUGAGAUUAGAAGAUCAUUUUCAUCUAUUCUUAAAAGAGCAGUAUUAUUUGGUUUGGAUCCGACUAUUGUCAACGUCCGUCGUUCUCGUUUAACAUAUGGUGUAUCUGUUUUAAAUCGAUUUAUUGAUGGUUUUCAUCCAUCUGAAAAGAAAAUAGUUAAAGAUGAUAUUGAAUGGUGUGCCGAUAUAUUUGAUAAAUUUGUACUUGUUGAUCAAUCAAUCGGUUUGGGUGAUACAGUAGUUCGAAAAUAUACGCCGGCACGAUAUAAUCAAGCUCAAUGUAUAAUUAGUUUUUAUUGUUCAGAAAGUGAUAAACCUACAUAUGUUACGGAUCCGGGUGUAAGAAAAAUUGGAACACUUGUUUUAGAUAUGUUGUUAUAUGAUGAUAAAUUAAGUGGAGGUAAUAUAACUACUCAACGUCGACGAGAAGUUCAAACACGAAUGGUAUUUGGUGAUACGGAAAUAAAAGUGAGCGCAUUAGAUAUCACAACUGGAAAAUGUGUUCGUGCAACAAUCGAUUUUUUGAACAAAUAG
Messenger RNA from Didymodactylos carnosus, 1785 nucleotides. The record is from the annotation of a GenBank genome assembly. Lineage: Eukaryota; Metazoa; Rotifera; Eurotatoria; Philodinida; Philodinidae.